Messenger RNA from Bombus pascuorum, 2548 nucleotides. RefSeq lists its product as uncharacterized. The coding region runs from base 783 to 1754 and encodes 323 amino acids. NCBI's taxonomy places the organism in Eukaryota, Metazoa, Arthropoda, Insecta, Hymenoptera, Apidae. The record is from RefSeq and is a predicted model, not a curated record. The transcript is spliced from 2 exons.
CUCGGGCUUCUUACCCGCAUAAUUGCGAGAAAUCUAGAUUUCCUUACGUUUGUUCGUUAUGAACAGGAAACUACUUAUUAUGGCUUUAAAUUACUCGAGGCGAAGCAAGCUGUGCUGCAAGGUUUACUCUGUUUGAAGUAAGAAAAGAAAGGAAUUAUUAGAAUUCUGCACGAAUCAAAAAUUAAUUAUAAUUUCGCAAUUAAUAUAAAUCUUCGCAUUCCGGUGAAAUGUAUGUGUGUAAGUGGUUCAAGGCUGAAUACAGUGCUUGUAUGCGUGUAUAUGUCAAGGCAAUACAUAUGAUGACAUAACAUAGUUCGUGGAAAUCUCUGUUUCUACAAUUUAAGUCGACGUCACUUUGAUGUUUUUUCCGUGACUGUCAUUUUUACACAUAGUGUAAAUAAUGAAAUAGCACGUUAACUCGUUACUAUUAAUGGUAACAUGAUUCUAACCAACAUGUAAUAAGCGUUUUCUACACAAUUGUACAAUGCUUUCUCUGUGACAGAAAAUCUAUGACCUGAUGAAUGAAGUGCGAUCACUAAUUAAGCAAAGUGUCAAAAAUAAGAAAUAAUUUUUAAAGAAAUGCGCAGAAAAACUAUAAAUUCUAUUGUACAUUUAUUGCCAAUGACAGAAUUAAUGUUGUCAUUAAUUUGAAAUAUGAGUAUAUACCAGAAAAUAAGUGGAAUAUGUAUUAUCUCCUAAGUAGAUGAUAUACAUAAAAAAGAUAUCCAAUAUCAAUGGUUACUUAAAUUUAUAUUGAAUCCUGAACACUUGCCCUAUUAGUAAUGGAACAGAGUGAUAAUAUUUUAGAAGAUAUAGAAGAAGCAUUUCUAGUUUUAACAGAAAGCUUCCUGGAACAAGGUGCAUCAUUAGUAGAUCUUAAGUCUGCUAGUUUAGAAAAUAACAUAAAAAAUAAAAGGAACCACAUCUCACAUUACUUGUGUUCUAAAAAGGUUCUUUUUGCCUUAUUUACACCAAUAUUUUGUAGCAUACUUUUUAAAUAUUUAUAUUUUGAUAUAAUCAGAAGCAUUCGUGAAACUAGAUGCUUAAUACCAAAUAAUUAUUUCAUAUGGGAAUUUACAAGACCGAUAUCAAAUUGUGAUUAUUGUCGGGAUGUUACUUCAGCACUGAUCUUGCCAAAUUUAACAAGAGAAGAAUUCAAACAAUAUGCCUAUUCUUCUAGACCUAUGGUGAUAAAAUAUGCUGCAAGUCAUUGGCCAGCUUCAAAGGUAUUUAGCUGGAAAUUCUUCAAAGAUUUAUAUGAGAAUAUUGAUGGUGCUUAUGAUUCGGUAGAUGAAUGUCAGUUCUUACAUUUCAAAAGUAAUCUUACCAAUUUACGUGAUGUUUUUGCAAUGACUGAAGAAAGAGCUAUGCAGCAUAAUGGUAAAGAUCCUUGGUAUGUUGGUUGGAAAAAUUGUCACCUUCAGAUUUUGGAUAUUAUGAAACGGUACUACAAUCUACCUCAUUUUUUACCAGAGGAUGCAGAGGUUCCUUACUCCAAUUAUGUCUUUUUAGGAUAUGAAGAAGGUGCUAUUAUGCAUCUAGAUUAUAUUUCGCGUCUAAUGUGGCAAGGGCAAAUUAUAGGCAAUAAAACGUGGAGCGUCGCUCCGACUCCGGAAUGUGAUAAUGUUUGUACGCGUUUUAAUUUUACUGUUUAUGCUGGAGAUAUUGUUUUGUUGGAUACAAGAAUUUGGUAUCAUAGCACUUAUGUAAAAGGAGGAAACUUUAGCUUGACAGUCACUUCAGAGUAUGGAUAGAUCUUUAUAUGUAUAUUGCAAAAUUGUAUUUGAUCAAUUUUACAAACUACAUAGAUAGGAUUCUAUGGAGUCGAAAAUUUUUAUAUUGUAAAUUUGAAAAAUCCAAAAUGUUUUGCCUUGUUAAAUUAUUGCAUUAUAUUGAUGCUUAAUUAAAUAUACAUAAAGUUAUUAUAUGCACAAAAACUUUGAUAUUAUAGGACAUGCUAUUAAUGAGUAGCAUUACAUUAUUUAUGAAAUUUUUAUAUAGUAAAAUUUUUGGAGGUGCCAUUUUUAAUGAAAGAUAUAUAUAUAUUUACUAAUGCAUAGAUUAGAAUGUAUGGAAGAUUAAAUUUUGCAAUAUUUUAAAUUGCCUAUUUAUUAUAAUUAUUAUGUAUCGAGUUAUAUACAAUUUCUGGAUAUUUAUUGGUUUUGCCAUAGUUAAAAACUAGUGGAAAUAAGAAUUAACGAAUUUUUUGGAUACUAUUAGCACAAAUGAAAAAACAAUUUGUACCGUAAUGUAACUGGCCAUUAUAUGUUUGAAAAUUAUUUCUGUAUUCGUAUAUUUGAAUUCUUAUACAUGUAUAUGCAUUUAAAAAUGCAUGUAGUACAAGCUAUUAUAGAACAUUUUACUUCCAAUAAAGAGAUACAUGCAGUUAAAUACGCUUGGACUAACGAAAUUUCGUGUAAAUUUAAUGCAUAAACUUUACUGAAGGCGAUCAAUUGUUAUUUAAUUUAUAUUUAAUUAUAUAUAUGUAUGUACAUGUACAAAUAUAUUCAGCCUAUAAUUUUUAAUAAAAUAUAUGAAUAUAGAUAAA